AUGUCCGAUUCCGAACAGCCUAAAGAAGAAAAGCCCGACAACACCCACAUCAACUUGAAGGUGUCCGACGGAUCUGCAGAGAUCUUCUUCAAGAUCAAGAGAACCACCCCCAUGAGAAGACUUAUGGAGGCGUUCUGCAAGAGACAGGGCAAGGACUUGAACAGCUUGAGAUUCUUGAUCGACGGAACCAGAGUGUCUCCCGACAACACCCCCGACGACUUGGAGUUGGAGGAUGGCGACACCAUCGAGGCCCAUCGUGAGCAAACCGGUGGGUGUGCUUGA
Molecule: messenger RNA, 282 nt
Organism: Suhomyces tanzawaensis NRRL Y-17324
Lineage: Eukaryota; Fungi; Ascomycota; Pichiomycetes; Serinales; Debaryomycetaceae
Gene: SMT3
Product: SUMO family protein
Exons: 1
Coding region: 1-282 (93 amino acids)
Biological process (GO): protein sumoylation
Cellular component (GO): nucleus; septin ring
Molecular function (GO): ubiquitin-like protein ligase binding; protein tag activity
Source: RefSeq, a predicted model, not a curated record